Molecule: messenger RNA, 661 nt
Organism: Cervus elaphus (red deer)
Lineage: Eukaryota; Metazoa; Chordata; Mammalia; Artiodactyla; Cervidae
Product: cytochrome b-c1 complex subunit 6, mitochondrial
Exons: 5
Coding region: 224-481 (85 amino acids)
Biological process (GO): mitochondrial electron transport, ubiquinol to cytochrome c
Source: RefSeq, a predicted model, not a curated record
CAAGUGGAAUAGGUGCCGCUGUUGCUGCUUGUGUUGAGGCCAGAACCACAGCCUGACAUGGGGCUAGAGGACGAGCAAAGGAUGCUGACCGGGUCCGGAGAUCCCAAGGAGGAGGAAGAAGAGGAAGAGGAAUUAGUGAUAGGACUGAGGCUUUCAGUGCAUACUGGCAACCCUGGAAGGCAGGAAUGUGAAACUUUCCCCUACUACUUAGCAUCAGAAUUAAAUGGGAGACCCCAUUCUGCUCUUACUGGCGGCAGUGUGGCUCUGCCAGCUGGCCUUCUGCACGGAUCCUCUAACAACAGUGAGAGAGCAGUGCGAGCAGCUGGAGAAAUGUGUGAAGGCUCGGGAGCGGCUAGAGCUUUGUGAUGAGCGUGUAUCCUCCAGGUCACAGACAGAGGAGGACUGCACAGAGGAGCUCUUUGACUUCUUGCAUGCAAGGGACCACUGUGUGGCCCACAAACUGUUUAACAGCUUGAAAUAAGUGUGCAGAUUUGUUCAACCCAGCCUUCAUCACCUGGGCAUUGGGAUAUUUCCUCAUGGUUUUGAACAUGAUGUUUAUUUGUGUAACUAAGUUCACGUGAAUCUCAAGGAUUUUGGCUUAGGCAAGUAAUUUCUGUGUAAUUAUCAGUGAUUUCAUCUUAAUAAAGUCCAAUGAUCAGCA